Zonotrichia albicollis (white-throated sparrow) is the source of this 2949-nucleotide messenger RNA. NCBI's taxonomy places the organism in Eukaryota, Metazoa, Chordata, Aves, Passeriformes, Passerellidae. The record is from RefSeq and is a predicted model, not a curated record.
UUACGGGGAGAAGCGAUGCCCGGGUCCGUCGGUCGGUGUCGGCGGCAGCUGCAGUUGUCGAAGGCUGCGCCUGCCCUGGGGGAUGGGGAGCGGAAACCCAAUGAAGUUAUCAAAUUCCUGGAAGUCUACGAGCGCAGCUUCUGCAGGACUAUUGAGACCCUGGUGGACAUUUUCCAGGAGUACCCUGAUGAGGUGGAGUACAUAUUCAAGCCAUCCUGUGUGCCUCUGAUGAGAUGUGCGGGUUGCUGCGGCGAUGAGGGCCUAGAAUGUGUCCCUGUGGAUGUGUACAACGUCACAAUGGAGAUCAUGAGAAUUAAACCCCAUCAGAGUCAGCACAUAUCACACAUGAGCUUCUUACAGCACAGUAAAUGUGACUGCAGACCAAAGAAAGAUGUCAAAAACAAACAAGAAAAGUGGUCACAGAAACCCGCAUCUGAUGGUCCUUCCUUCAUACCCCAGACAUGGACCUUGCAUGACCCAUGGCCAUGGCAGUCAUUCCUAAUGCUUUUUCCUGAGUCAGGGAAGUCCUGUCAUGUCUGUCCUGCUGGAAUGGAUUCAAGGUGCAGCCCCUGUUCUCCCCUUCCCUCUUCCUGGGGUGUUUCUGGUUACUGCAAAUUGCUGGCUUUCUUCUAUUAUUAAUUUUUUUCUUGCUGCUUGAGUGAGUACUUGCUGGCUUCUUUCACAGCAGCUUUGGUAGAGCUCUGCUGGCUACAGGGAGAGGUGGAAGUAGAGGCCUGGUGGAGGCAGGACUAUUGCCAUGCAGGACGUGACACUGGUUUUGUUUGGGUGGGGACCUGGGAGGGUGUAAAGGGAGGUGGAUGUCCUAGCUGGGUCUCGGUGAAGGCUUUCCUGAGGGGUUUUUGAAUCUGAUGAGUUUGCUUUAGUGGCCUGAAGGAGGUUAAGUCACAACCUUCCCUUUUCUUCCUCUCCAAAGUAAAAAGGUUGUGGAAAGUAGAAAAAUAAGCUCUAAUCCUGCAGAAGUUGCAGAGAUGAGCAUAAAAUACAAAACAACAUUGAAAAGAAAGAUCUCUCUGAGCGAGAGGAUCAGCUGGACUGUGCAUGGCUGGGAAAGCAGCUCUGCCAUUUAGAGGUGCGGAGUUGGAGAGGAAGGAGUGAAUAUUUGGAGAUGAGGCUGAAUCUGAGACCGAGGGAGCAAACCAGGAGAGAGAGAGCUUUUUUCACCCCUCUCCUGGUGGUUGUAUGUUUCUAGCUGCCUUCCAGCCUCUCCUCCUCCCCCUGGAAAUCUGCUCCUGGCUGCAUCAGACUGCGUGCAGCCAACAGUCCUCUCUGCACAGGGCCGUGUCGGGGACAGUCGGUCUGUGUGGCUCUGUAGUUUGAAGGUGUGUGAGAGUUUGGUCUGUAUGAGCUCUGGUGAGGAUGGGGUGUGGGUGUAGCAGCCAGCUCAGACUGUGUUGCAUUCACUUUUCCUCUUCUAACAGCACCUUGCCUGCUCAUUGCUGGUUCUGCACUCCCCAGGGAAGGAAGGGAAGGGAGGGGAGAGACUGGUGUGCUUUGAUUUGUGCCGGAUUGAAAGUCUUGUUAUAUUGGUACCCCUCUCCUCCCUUCAGGUUGAUUUUCUUCCCCUCACCGUCUCCCUGUGACUCCUGCCUGACAUGUAGGGCAGAGCUGGGAUUGAGCUGAUGCUCUGACACUCGUUCCAGUGAGACGACUUGAACAGGGCCUAGGAGACACCCAUGGUGCUUUCUCUUCUGUCCCUCCAAUUCCCUUUGACAGCUCUCUCCCGAGGUGGGCUGCACCAGGGAACGAGGGAGCCUUUGCUGAACUGCCUCAGAGCUGGGACUCAUUUGCCUGACAAGCCCUGGUGCUUUGCCUAGGGCCUUCUCCUUGCAUGUCUCUCCCUUGCUCCUGUGCUAAUGUGGCUCAAGGAGCAGUACAGGCUCCAGCCUCCCUCGCUCCCUGUGCUCUCAAUGGCCCACAGAGAUCCAUGGUUAGUGUCCAGGACUGCAUAUCCUAGCCCCUGCCUGCUCAGCCCCUGCCCAGGAAUCAGAGGCAACUGGUGAAUUUUUCAGAAUGGAGUCAGCACCUUGGCUCCAUCUGCUUGUCUGUCUGGCAGGUCCAUGUGGACAGUGACAGGAGAGAAAGGAGGGAAGAACUGAAAUCUGCUUGCUGAUUAUCUCCUGGGUAAAAUAACUAGGUCAGGCCAUCCUCUUCCCCCUCUUUACUCUUCAGUACUCAGAAUAGAGGCUGCCAGAGGAGAUGGUAUGAACAUCCAAGUAAGGUCUCCUGGACUCCUCUGAACCACAGGCAGGAGGUGAGGUGGAUAAGCAAAGCCUUCAGGUUGGAUAGCUCCUCAGAGAUCAGAUCUCUUCCUUUGUCUGUGGAGUGCUCCUGUCCCAAGGCGGGAUUGCCACCCACCCUGCAGCAGAGCUAUUGGAGCUCAGCUGCCCCCUCCUAGGCCCAGUACUGUGCAGUGCAUCAGGUCAGAGUGGUUUCCUCUUCCUUGAAGAGAGCCCUUUCACUCAGGUUGCCUUUUGUCAGUCGUUGUGCACCUGUGCUUGUCGCCUGGAAUGAUUGUCUGCACUCACCGCGGUGGCGUGAUGCUUUCACAAAGCUUUCUGUUCCUUCCCCCUCUCACCCCUGCCCCUUUCCCUCUGCCCCUCUCUGGAGGGGGCAGGUGCCCCUCUGAGGCUCCAGCAGAUCCGCCUCUGCUCGCAGCAGCCUUGCAGGAGGUGGUCUCUGCUGCGUUCCCUGGUGUUGGCUUGGCUGUGGGCAGGCUGGUUGCAGAGCUGACAGGAGCGCCGGAGCCGGUGAAUGUGCGUGCAAGAUGGAGAUCUGUGCUUCAGCCCUGGGAUUUACCCUCCAGUCCUGCAGUCCUGCCUCAUGUGCUUCUCCCCUCCCAGCAAGGCACAUGGCUGUAUUUUUUUUUCCCUUCUUCCUUGCAUUUUCUUCCGUUUUCUCUCUAUUUCUCCCUUUCUUUCCCCCUCUCUC